Molecule: messenger RNA, 5699 nt
Organism: Myzus persicae (green peach aphid)
Lineage: Eukaryota; Metazoa; Arthropoda; Insecta; Hemiptera; Aphididae
Product: OTU domain-containing protein 5-B-like
Exons: 9
Coding region: 330-1724 (464 amino acids)
Biological process (GO): protein deubiquitination
Molecular function (GO): cysteine-type deubiquitinase activity; K63-linked deubiquitinase activity
Source: RefSeq, a predicted model, not a curated record
UAUUAUUUUAAUGUAUUCACUACAAUAUAUACUAUAUACAUACUACAUGGCUGUAUGGGUACCACCUACGUUUUACAUUAUUCUUGUGUCGUUCAACAGUCGGUAGUCAUCGUAAUAGUUUUAAAAUAAUAUUGUAAUCGUUUUAGAUUUACAUAUUUUAUUGUUUCGAGUUGCGUAUUUACGUGUUAUCCAAUAUCGACACUCCGACACUCCGAGUCGCGAUCAUCACGACUUUAGUAUUUGAUAUCGUUAAUUUUUUUUCACUCAACUGAUCAGGUGUUAUUGUUUCAUUAUUUUAUUUACUGUUGUACAUAUAUAGUUGUUUUAACAUGACUGUUUUAUCGAAAAAAAAGGCUCAGGCCCUUUCGGAAGAAUGUGAACCCUCGUCGAGUGCACACGGGCAUGCCUUACCUCUUUCAACGGCUCAAGCUCAUUCUCAAAUAAACACAUUAGAUGAUCGAAUCAAGUCUCCACAAAGAUGGUCUGUAGAAAAUAUUGAUAAUGUUUUAUGUUCAAAACAAGGAAAACGCAGGAUUCACCGUAGUCCUCACAGAAAUACAAGAAGUAGUAAAGGUCGUGAUAGAGACAAUAGAUCAUCUCAAAGUCCUGGUACUUGUCAGUGUGGAGCCACCGACUUGAAUGGUCACUGCAGUUCAGAAAAAUGUGGAUAUAAUAGUGAGGAUGAAUACGGCGAAAUUCCAAAGCAAUUUAAUGACAUGGAAUGGGCUGAGCAAGAUCGUAUCUUUGAAAAAGAGCUGAAAAAAUGUGAUCUGAUUUUAAAACAAAUGAAAGAUGACGGUGCAUGUCUAUUUAGAGCUGUAUCAGAUCAAUUAUAUGGCGACCAAGAUAUGCAUGAUAUAGUUCGUAAACAAUGCAUGGAUUAUGUUUCAAGCAAUAAAGAUUACUAUAUGCAGUAUGUUACUGAAGAUUUCAACACUUAUAUUGCUCGUAAAAGACUAGAUCGGACUCAUGGAAACCAUGUGGAAAUACAUGCUAUGUCUGAGUUAUAUAACCGCCCAAUUGAAGUUUAUUGUUAUGACAUUGAACCAAUAAACAUUUUCAAUAGAGCUAACACAUCAGAGUCCUCUAAUCCACCGAUAAGAUUGUCUUAUCAAAGAGGAAGUCAUUAUAACAGUAUUGUAGAUCCACAUAAAGCAACAAUUGGUAUAGGAUUAGGAUUACCAAGUUUUUCACCUGGUUCAGCCGAUAAAAAAUUGUUGACUGAUGCUGUUCGCCAAAGCGAAGAUUACAUGUUAGAACAGACAAUGUUAGAAGAUAAACUCAGAGCUACAGAUUGGGAAGCCACAAAUGAUACAAUUGAAGAACAAAUAGCACGUGAAAGUUAUUUACAAUUUUUAAAAGAUAACGAAAAAAGAAAUAAAAAUGAUAAAGAGUCGUCAGCCACAUCAACUGCCACUUCUGCAUCUAUUAUCAAAUCAUAUCAAUCUCGAACUUCGCCUCCAAGAUAUUCAGUUGGACCUAAAACUCCACCUAAUUUAUCUCCUCGUAGAGAUCGUUCAGAAAUAGAUAAUCCAACAUUUGUCACAUUACCUCCACAUCUUUUUGGCAUGUCAAAAUGGGAAGAUAUUGGUAUCCUAACAAAAGUGUUGGCUACUUCACAACAAGAGUACCUUGAUAGUUUAAAAAGACAACGUGAUGAACACAAAGAAGAAGGAGAUAAGAAAUAUUUAUAUGAUUCAGAAAAACCAUCUACUUCUCAAUGAAAUUAGAAAACAAUGAUAAUGUUGAUAAGAUAUACAUUAUGCAUUAUUAUUAAGAUCAACAAAUUUUUCUCGCGGUUUUUAUUUGAAAAUUAUUUUUAUUUUAAUCUAUCAUGAGCUUUUAUAUCUUGCCCGGGUGGCCUCAAAAGUUAUUUCACUGUUCACAUAUUUUUCAUUCAAUCAAAUUUUUACAUUUAUAAAUUCAAAUAAUUUUUUUAAUUUUAAUAGUUAAGGUACUCGUUUGUUUUUUAACCACUUAAAAUUUAUCAUCCUCCCAUCUGGCAACGUUACGCCAGCAUACUUUAAUCUAAAGUUUUGAUAUCUCUAUACCUCAAUAUUUUACAUGUAGGUUAGUAUAGUACAGCCAUGUCAAACACGCGGGUCGCAUGUGGCAUCUGGCUUAUUUUGUUAUGGCCUGUGGAUAGCAAUUAUAAUGAACAAUUUAUUGAAAAAAAAAUGAAUAAUAAAAGUUAUACAAUUUUCCUUUUGUGUCACAACUAUGUUAGUAAGAGGUAUACAUCAUUACUUUUUUGUAUUAUCUUCUGAUAAAAUGUAAUUGAAUGAGUAUUGUAUAGUGUUAUAAAUGAUGAAUACAAUUGAAAAUUUGUUUGAAAUGUGUUUUUUUGAUAAAUUAUGUGCACAGUAAAUGUGCCUGCAUAGUCAACUAUUCAAUAUAUUUAGCCCUGUUCAUAGUAUAAGUUUGACAUGCCUAGUUUAAUAUGUGAUAUAUUUAUGGAAAAUGGUAAAUACUUCUAAAAUAUUUGAUAUUUAAUAAUCUCUUUAGGAAAUGUCCUUAUUUUCUGUAUUUAUUAUGAAAUAUUAAUUAUUAAUUAUGCUGCUAUUAAUCCUAAAGAAUACAUUAAUACUAUUUACGUUUAUUUAAAAGUUGACGUGUGGCAGUAAAUUUAAAAAACAAUGGCAUAGUGAUAGAUAAAUUGUAUGGGUGAUAAAUUUUAUACUGAGUGGUGGCAAGGCAAUAAUAGCAAACAAGUACAAUUUCUUAUAAAAUACUUGAGUAUAUUCAAUUUUAAAUUGUUUUUCAUUUGAUCAAGCUAAUUUUUUAGUAAUAAAAAUUUGGAUAAGAAUAAAUGAUUUUGUUUUACAAAACUUUAGUGAUCAGUGAGUUCUAACAAACACACAUCAUUUUAAUGUAUUAUAUAGAUCAAGGGUGGCUAACAGGUUGAUCACAACAUGAUAUUGAAUUGAUCCCGACUUCCUUUAGUCAUUAAUUAUAGAUGUAUAAGUUACCUCCUUUUUUCUUUCGGUAAUUUAUUAAAUCGGGUUAAGUCAAUGUUGGUUGCAACAAACCAGAAGAACUCAAGUAUUAUCAUAAGUUCAUUUAAGUGGGCCACCCUAGAUUUAAUAAAAAUAAUGUAGUUGAGUUAUUAUAUUACAUAAUAUUGUAAUUUAUUGUUUGACUUAAUGAAAAUGAAAACUUAAUGAAAGCUACUCAUGAGUCAUGGUAGAUUAAAGUAUGUAGUCCUAUUUAAUUUAAUUGAUUUUUAUCCACCUAAGUUAAAUAUUUUUUAAUAUUCUGUAUUUUUAAAACAUUUGCUGUACUCUUUGACGAACAGUCCAAUUAAGAUAAAAUAAUUGGGGACGACCCCCAUUUAGAUUUUAGUUAAGCAAAAUGUAUUAAUAUUGCAUUAAAAAUUCUAAAUCUUUCAAUUUAAAAUUGACUCUAAUUAAUAUUUUAUAGGUAAGGACCGGAUUUUUGUGCACCAAAUAUCUGAUCAACUUGCAGUUAAAAUGCUGACGAGUAUAAAAUGUGUAAUUUAUGAAUUAGAGCUUCGUUUCUCAAAGUGUGGGUCGACUGGUGGGUCGUCAGUCAAUUUUUGGUGGGUCUCAAACUUUUUUUUGUGAAUUUUAUAGAUUCCAAAAAAUGUGUGAUAGGUACCUCAUUAUUAAAAGUACAUUUUAAUUAUAUUAACUAUAAUUUUACUCAUAUUAAUUACUAACUUAUAAAAAACUAAGUACCUAUUAAAAAUGUAUACAUAUUUAUAUGAUACAAAUUUUGUUUUUGACUACUUUUUGAAAAGUGAAACAAUGUAGGUCGCGAAAGAUUUUUCAACUGAAAUUUGGGUCGCAGUACUAAAAAGAUGGAGAACCACUGAAUUAAUGAACAAUUUUUUCACUUUAGGUAUGUAAAAUUAUAUUUCCAUUACCAUUUAUUGUAUACUAGCUGUGCACAUGGUCAUUGCCUGUAAAAAAGCCAAUAUAUGAUUCAAACUUUGUCCAAUUUGUUCUUUAAUAUUUAGGGUAAUGGUGUUCAAAACUUUUUAAAAAAUGUAUACAUAUUCGUGCAAAAUAUAAAUUUGUUCAAAUUAGUCUAAUUCGCUUGAUUCGGAUUUAUAACUUGUUUCUAUAGAUUCUGGAACUCAAUAUAAAGUUGCAUUUGCACGAGAAUCUGGUCUUUUUUUUUUAGGCUUUAUGUUGAUGUUAUCUUUUUUUUCAUAAGCACUGCCUUAAUAGCCCAAUUUUAGUUUUAUCUUUAUAUUCAGUUAUAUUCAGGGCUUUUAGAGUGCAUGUACUAAGAAAACACUAGAAUAUAUAUGCAACUAAAAUUGCUCAAAUAAGUAAAAAAAUCUUUAAAUGCAAUAAAAACAUACAAAUCUACUACAAGCAUUAUUUUUGCUGUCUAACUUUUUUAAUAAGAUAUAACAAUAUUAAUCAUAUUAUAAAAUGUAAAUGGUAUUUUUAAAUUUUUAAACAAAUUUUGUUUUUGAUUGUCAUAAAAAAAAUUGGUAGGCACUUACACUAAAACUUUCAACCAUUUGUUAACAAUAACUUAAACAAAUUUAAAAUGCUUGAUUAUUCCAAAAUAUGCCAAAUAUUUAAAACUUCAAAAUAGGUAUGCAAUAUUAUACAAAAUAAAAGCCUAUUACCUUGAAAUGAAUUUCCGUGUUACCAUUGUGGACACUUUAAAAAGGUGCUAUUGAAAUUAAAUUAAUUAUUCAGUGCUUAUUCAAUAGACAAUUUUACAUUUUACUUUAUACACUCGCAAUGAUUGUUUCACGGAGAGUUUAUAGAAAUCACUUAUUUUAAUUCCAGUUUGUAAAUAGCUUUUUGUAUGUACUUUGUUUAUAUGAGAUUAAAAUAUCAAACAUUUAAGCUAUGUAUGCAUUAUAACAUUAGUAUGCAGUGAAUUUAAAAUUGUAGUAGUGUUACUCACAUUGCAUUAAUACAUAAUUAUGAUUUAAUAAUCAUGUUACUAUCAAGCAACUAUAAUUUUAUAUGCCAGGUUACAUGAACAAUUACUAAUUUUUUAAUGCACUAAUGAUCUAAUGAUCCCUUAAACAUGAAAGUAUGAUUAAAUAAUUUUAAUAGCCCAUGAUUGAUCCAUUAAUUUUAGUGAACCAUUAAAAUAAUCAAUGUUCUGUGUCACUCGGCAUAAAUGUUUUUAAUAAAGAUGUAAAGCUUAUUUUUCAACAUAUUUUCAAUUGUGUGAUAUAAAUGACACUUUAAUUAAAUUAUGGUAUUGAAAGUAUAAUACAGAUUACUGUAUAAUCUUGUUUAUCUGAAAUAUAUUAAAUAUUUCUAUAAUAUGAACAAGAAACAAUAAUUUAUGAUUGUGAUUGUAAUAAUUAUUUGAUUAUAAUAUAAGUUAGUAUUAUUUAUACAUUUUUCUAGAGACACGUGUAUUUUUGAUAAAUGAAACGUAAUUCUUGUUUUAUCAUGUAAUUAUUGAGAUAUUUGUCAUGUAUUGAUAGUCUAUGUAUAGUUCCAAACAUCACAAUAUUAAUCAUUUUUAAUCAUACAAUAGUAUUUAUAGUUAAAUGUUAUAUUUCUGCCCAAAUUUUAUGUGACACGUAUUUACUAUAUAACAUGUACAGAGUUCUAAAGAACCCUUUAUUAUAAUCUAUCCUGUUGUUAUGACAAGAUCUGUUGGAUUGCACUGUAAUACUGUAUUUAGGAAGAAAAGCCUUUAUAAAAACUAUAUUCUUAUUUUUCUGAAUAAAUAAAUUACAAAUGUUUAAA